Messenger RNA from Ipomoea triloba (trilobed morning glory), 360 nucleotides. RefSeq names its product ADP-ribosylation factor-like protein 2. Lineage: Eukaryota; Viridiplantae; Streptophyta; Magnoliopsida; Solanales; Convolvulaceae. Gene Ontology annotation, molecular function: GTP binding; GTPase activity. The transcript has 4 exons. Gene Ontology annotation, biological process: protein folding. Bases 1 to 360 code for a protein of 119 amino acids. Gene Ontology annotation, cellular component: microtubule cytoskeleton; cytoplasm. The record is from RefSeq and is a predicted model, not a curated record.
AUGAAGGUUGAGAGAGAGGAGCGAAGUAGUUCAGAAAAGUUAUCUUUCCCAAGUCUUCCUGAUGCUUCAGUCUUCAUUGUAGUUUCUCAGUUGUUCAGCCUUAAUCGGAGGUGGCAAUCUCAUACUUCCAUUGAACUUCUGAGGCUAUCAGGAGCAUCAUUACUGAUUUUUGCAAAUAAGCAAGACAUACAAGGUUCUCUUUGUCCCUAUGAAAUCGCUAAGGUGCUUAAUCUGGAUGCUAUGGAUAAAACCCGGCACUGGAGAAUUGUGGGAUGUAGUGCAUAUACCGGAGAAGGGCUCCUCGAGGGAUUUGAUUGGUUAGUACAGGACGUUGCCUCUCGGAUCUAUAUGCUUGAUUAA